AACCACCCACCACCCCAACCACCCCAACCACCCCAACCACCACCCCAACCACCCAACACCACCCCAACCACCCAACACCACCCCAACACCCCAACACCACCCCAACACCCCAACACCCCAACACCACCCCAACCACCCCAAUCCCAAGACCGGCAACAGCGUAUUCUUCGGAUGCUUCCUGCUGGUUCUAAGCUAUCUAUCGCUCUUGGCUGCUGGACAUCCCCAUUUUCUCAGGCAUUUAUGGCGAUCACUGGCUAUUUUAUUGAUGCUGAUUGGGUCUAUCGGGAGGGGCUACUUGAUUUCAAACCUGUUUAUGGGGCACAUACUGGGCAAACUUAA
This is a messenger RNA of Penicillium malachiteum, 339 nucleotides long. RefSeq lists its product as uncharacterized. The annotation marks the transcript as partial. The record is from RefSeq and is a predicted model, not a curated record. Lineage: Eukaryota; Fungi; Ascomycota; Eurotiomycetes; Eurotiales; Aspergillaceae. The transcript has a single exon.